AUGUGUGUGACCUGGCGAAGUAGGAGACACGCAGGUCCCCACCGUGCGCACCUCUGAAAUGGGCGUGUGAGCCUCGCAGCGCCGGCAUCGCCGGGUCGGACAAGCAAAACCGCGGAGGGCAGGGCCCGCUCCUUGCUCGCCCUGCCCAGCCGAGCUUCUGAAGGACGGACAGACAGACAGACAGACAGACAGCCUUCCUCCCGGCCGCCCUCCCCAACAGCAGAGGGACCGUCCCCAGUGAGUGCCGCCCCGCCCGCCGCAGCUCUCGCUGCUGAAUUUGCUCCGGUCCCUUAAUGGUUUCGCUCUCACCAAGAACUUUGUUUACAGUCCCUUGUGCAGCGAGCUGCAUCCCCCUCUUAUGCUGCUCCGGGUUCGUGUCCGCCGCAGUCCCGUCCGGCGGGCGGCAGGAAACUUCUGCGCUAGAAUAUUGUCACUUCCAGUUCAUCAUUCAGCAACAUCUGACACUUCAAAGCGUGGAGAGGCUCUUACUGCUGCAUGACUCUGCCUUGGAUUGACAUACGAGACAUCUGAAGAGUCUUCCUCUGCUUCCUGAGCCAAGGGAUUCAUUACGAUGGGUUUCUCGUGGACCUGGACGACGCACGUUCAGCAGAGCCUGCUGUAGCCUAAGAAUUGACAAAGUCAAGACAAUCAAGAUGACAAACGAACCCAUUAAAGAGAUCCUGGGUGCUCCGAAGCAUCCUGAUUCCAUAACCACAGAGAAGAGUAACAACAAUGACUGUGUGAUCACCACCAUCCCGCUUGUCAGAGAAUGCCAGCUGACCGCAGCAACGGGGGGAGCAGAGCUCUCCUGCUACCGCUGCACUGUUCCCUUCGGUGUGGUCAUACUGAUUGCCGGCAUCGUGGUCACUGCUGUGGCAUACAGCUUCAAUUCCCACGGCUCCAUCAUCUCAGUGUUUGGAUUAGUCCUCUUGUCAUCAGGACUCCUUUUGCUGGCUUCUAGUGCAGUGUGCUGGAAAAUCAGGCAGCAAAAAAAGAAAGCAAAGAGGCGGGAGAGCCAGACGGCGCUGGUGGCAAAUCAGCGAACCUUGUUUGGUUAAAGACGACCAAGAGAAGGCUGCGCAGAAGACGGAACCUUUUGGAAUUUUGCAGGCGGCUGAGGAGAGAGUCGCAGGGGCUGUAGAGGUGCAGUGAUUUCCACGCCACACGUGUAGCAGCUCGGCCCCAUGAUUCCCAGGCUGAGCCCGGAGCAGAACCAGCCCAGGUUCCUCUUCAGAAGUCACCUGCACCAGGGUCCUCGCUGCACCGUUGCUGUGACACAGACGAGCUUGUGUGCGCCGUGCAGAAGGAAAUUAGAGGUGUAAUGUAAAGGCCAGUAAAGGCCAAAACCAGUGGAAUGGCAGCAGUGGGUUUUGGGGAGCAGUUUUUUCAGGAAGGUGGAAUAAGAGCGAGUAAAAGUUGCUCUGCUGCAGCUAAAGAUUUCCUUUCCCAUAUCUUUGCACUGUGAACACAAGGACACAGCAGAGUGCCUGCACCCCCCUCUGCCUUGCUAAUCAUGGGGCAUCUGGGCAUUAAGCAGCCGGUAAGUAGUGACAGACAGCGCUGCAGUGACCCUGGGCGCUGUCCCCUAGCACAGCAAAGCUCCACAUACGACGUGGUGUCCUGGAAUACCAGCUGCCUGAUGGGCUGAGAGGCUUCAUCACUAAAUUGCCACACAGCCUUAGAAACUGGCACAGACUUCACCAUGAUUUGUGUGCGUUGAUCUGGGGACAAUCUGAAGUAGUAGUAGCAUCUUUUGUGAUUGACCAGUGAUGACAUCCAACACAAGUCUCACAGUCUAUGUUUUUUUUCUUCCUGUAAAUCUACAUAUUGCAGACAUUUUUGCUACUAUCCUGUCUCUCACUGCACCCCUUUGUCCUGAUUCCAACACAGGAAAAAUACAUUCUUUUUAAAAGACAUUCUUUUUAAAACAAGCAUUCUGGGGAAGGUGAUACAUGAGUGCAAUGUAGCAGGCUUAGCAUCUUCAUUUUUCCAGAAACUGGUGAUAUUGUUAGAUCUGAAAUGUUUUUACAAGGGUCAACCCCCUCAAACUGAUCACCUACAAACAACAAAGUUUCUGCUUCAGCUUUUGAACCCCACGACUUAAUCUGGAUUGAUUUGGGGUUUCACCCCUGGGAGCUGGGUCACGCAAUCCACCAAGUCUUUGAUGCAAACCCCUUCGGAACGUCACAAUUGCUGUUUGGUGUUUCUCAUGGGAACCCGAGAGGCAAAAGUCAGCCUGGAGGAUGCAACCCUGUGGAGAUCACAAUGAGUUUCCAGUUCAGAAACACCUUCCCUUCUGGUGUGAAAAGGCUUUGAAUGUGACAAAUGGUAUUUCAGUUCUGGGAGAGGUUGGGUGGGAGCUGAUGCAAAUUUUAUUGUCACAAUUGCUCGUCUCUCCCUUCCUGAGAGCUCCGGCAGCAUUGCGCAAGCAAAAAUUGCCCUCACAAGGAUAGAAAAUUAUCUAAUAGGGGAAUUGUGCUGGUGCACCGGGCAAAUGUUAAGGGGAUCUUAAAUAAUAAUUUCAAAACCUAAGCACAGGAAAUUGUGUCUGUAACUACACCCUGUAUUGCUAUUGUACACAAAGCCAGUUAUAGCCUGGGACAGUAUUUUAAAAUAAUAAUCAGUUUGGUAUGACAAUGCUUAGUAUUUGUUCAAGUCAAAACGCCCAAUUUACGAUUCCCCAGUCACUUGUCAUGUUUCGUACGUGACGGUGGCUCUAAUACCAUAACUUACCAGGUUUAAAAAAAAAAAAUAGGAAAAGGGAGAGAGAAAGGUUAUUUUUGUGGGCUUGUGUCAAUAAUUCUUCAAUAAUCACUUGGGAGAGUUCCUGUUACCAAACAAUGAAUGUACAAUAUUACUGCAGCUCAAUGUCCAGGGCCACCCCUCCUGUAGUAUCUGAGAUGGAGCUUGUUGCAUAUUAUCAGCAGGUUGCACCUAAUUUGUUUUUACAACAGGCUUCAAAAUAAGAAGAGCAGAGCAAAUUUGGCAGCUGUCAUUUUACAUGUGUAUUUCCAAUACCUCUGAUGCAUUUAGAUUGUAGGAUGUUUUAGUUCUAUCAGCGUAAGUCUUUGUCAAUUACAAAGGGCUUUUAUAUGUAAAAGUACAUUAACAUACCAAGAAUUGCACUGUAUGAUGUGAAAAAUUACAUAAAUCCUGGCAAAAUUC
Molecule: messenger RNA, 3165 nt
Organism: Columba livia (rock pigeon)
Lineage: Eukaryota; Metazoa; Chordata; Aves; Columbiformes; Columbidae
Gene: TMEM100
Product: transmembrane protein 100
Exons: 4
Coding region: 654-1058 (134 amino acids)
Biological process (GO): cellular response to BMP stimulus
Cellular component (GO): plasma membrane
Source: RefSeq, a predicted model, not a curated record